AUGCCUGCUCUUACAAUCCCAACAUUUACGCUCCCAGGUACUGGUGAUCAGGUCCCUGCCGUCGGUUUUGGAUCCGGCUCGAAGCACAGACUCAAGAAAUGGGGAAACCCAGAGAUGAAUGACGAUUCGAUAGAUCCUGGAAUUGUUACCGUCAUUGCAGAUGCGAUAAAUGCGGGGUUUAACCAUCUCGAUGGUGCAGAGACAUACACAACAAGAGCCGAAAUGGGUCUUGCUAUCAAAGAAUCCGGUGUCGCCAGGAAACACCUAUGGAUAACUGAUAAGUAUGACCAGGGAUGGGCAAACUUCAAGCGUGCAAGUACUUCCCCUUCAGGUCCUAGGGAAAGUAUCCUGAAAGGUUUGAAGGCACUGGGGGUGGAAUACUACGAUCUAUUUCUGAUUCAUUCGCCAUUUUUCGAUGAAAAUUUGGUCAACGUUACGCUGGCGGAAGCUUGGAAACAACUGGAACAAUGUUAUGAGGAAGGAUUGGUAAAAAAUAUUGGUGUAUCUAACUUUGAUGUUGAAAAUCUAGACAAACUCAUGAAAGUUGCCACGCAUAAGCCUCAAGUGAAUCAAAUCGAAUAUCAUCUCUAUCUACAAAACCAAACGGAUGGGAUUUCCGAUUAUUGUCGGGAGAACAACAUACAGAUUGAGGCGUACUGUCCUUUGACUCCGGCUCUUGAGUCAAGAAUCAAUGACGCCAACCAUCCGUUAAAGCCGGAGUUUAAGAAGUUGUGUGAGAAGUAUAAUGUUGAGCCAAGCGUGAUAUCUCUCAGAUGGAUUUACCAAUCGGGAGUGAUACCGAUCACGACCUCAUCUAAUGCUGAGAGAAUGAAACAGGCAUUCCAGAUGUUUGAUUUCGAGCUCACCGAUGAGGAGUUCGAUACUUUGACAAAAAUUGGGAAAUCGUACAAGGUUCGUGCAUACUUCCCUGAACUUUUUGAAAAAUAA
This is a messenger RNA of Pichia membranifaciens NRRL Y-2026, 948 nucleotides long. RefSeq lists its product as hypothetical. The transcript has a single exon. The record is from RefSeq and is a predicted model, not a curated record. Bases 1 to 948 code for a protein of 315 amino acids. Gene Ontology annotation, cellular component: cytosol. Gene Ontology annotation, molecular function: aldose reductase (NADPH) activity; oxidoreductase activity, acting on NAD(P)H as acceptor. NCBI's taxonomy places the organism in Eukaryota, Fungi, Ascomycota, Pichiomycetes, Pichiales, Pichiaceae.